AAAGAUUGCUUCGACGCCUAUAGAAAAGCAACGAACGUAAACCUUCCGUAACAGACAAAUGAAACAGCCUGCUCUCAACUGAUUUCCACAGACAAACGCGACAGAUAACCCGCAACUGACUCACACAAAGCUGAAAUGGAUACAGUCACCACUCACUACGACACCCUAGGGGUGACCCAAGCCGCUGCACCCGCUGUCAUUCGGGGCGCUUACAAGGCGCUGGCGCUUUUGCACCAUCCAGACAAAACUUUGCGCCUGCCUGCAGAGGAUCGCGCGACACAUUCUUCGCUAUUUCGAAGCGCCCAGGAAGCUUUCGACGUCCUCAAUAACCCGUCCGCAAAGGCAGCAUACGAUCGCAAGUUGCAACGGGCCAGCCGCUCUAAUUCCCAUAGCCAUGUCCAUUCACCAACCACUUCGCGCCGGCCCAACACCAUCCAUGUAACUUCUCCCGAAGAGAAGCGCGCUUUGAAGGUCAAGAUCGAACAAGACAUUGCAUACCUUCGGGAGCGAAGAGCCAAGCGUGAUCUGGAGGACGCUCAUAUGGAUAUCGCUGCUUUGAAGUUCAUGGCUCAGACCGACGCAGAGAUGGCCGCCAAGUACGAUGAAGAUGCACUCGGUCACGGACAUUCGCGAGCCUACCGCGCUACACAGAUGCAGGUGUACUUGGAGAAGAUUGAGAAGCGUGAGCGCAAGCACGAAGGAUGGCUAGAAAAUAUGGCACGCCCCAGGGCGCCUGGCAUGAAACCUGAGCGCCCACCGACUUCGUAUAAUAUUCGUACCGCUGCGCCCUCUCCGAAGCCAGCAUACAAUGUUCGCACCGCUACACCGAUGCCGAAGCCAGCUAACAUGGAGGAAUAUACUUGGAUUUCUUUUGAACCCUUCUGGCUUUACCAAUACUAAAAUUACGAUUAUGUAGAUGCCUUCCUGCCUGAUCUACGUACGUGUCUCUAAUCAAGCGAAAUCAGGCACCAUGGUCUGUAGGCUCAACAUCAGCUCUUUAGAACAUAAUUAGUACUCAAAGCC
Molecule: messenger RNA, 1023 nt
Organism: Paraphaeosphaeria sporulosa
Lineage: Eukaryota; Fungi; Ascomycota; Dothideomycetes; Pleosporales; Didymosphaeriaceae
Exons: 1
Coding region: 136-900 (254 amino acids)
Source: RefSeq, a predicted model, not a curated record